UUGAUAAAACUGAUUUUGACUGAUUUGCAACAGAAUGGUUGUGUCUUAAACUGUAAGAGUCGUUAAAAUCUUAGUGAUACGAGUGAAACUGCACAUAGAAAGUUUUUACGACCUGGAAUAGUCAAUCGAACUUGAAGUUGAAAAUGUACAGUUCUACCUUAAAUUAUAAUACGCUUCCCACUACUGCGUACAGUAAACCCAUGUGUUGCCUAAAGUAGUAUGUUUGGAAUCUAGAUUGUGUUUGACGUAAGAUAAGUAUCAAGCGCUUGAAUCAAUGAAUUUUAACGAUGCAAAGAAUGAAAUUCUGCAGGUGUUGUCCAAGACAGAGAGACAACAUCUUCCAAAGCUGUUUGAAUGGUUGAAAACAUCCGAUGAUCUGGAUGAUUUCCUGGUGGAUAACCAAAGUGUUAUUCUUCAAAGUAUUGCAGAAGACCUAAGGGUUUGCCUUCCACUGGAGGCUAUGGCUCCCUCAGAGACUAUGGCUAUUCAAAAGACUCAACAGAAACCUCAUCCCACUGUGCAUGUGGAUGCUUUCUUAUAUGAUGAGGAAGCUGUGGAUUCAUUGUGUGAGGAGGGAAAAAUGAGUCGCAACUACUGCCUCGACUGUGGAUCGCACAGAACAGCACCGCUGGAGUUCAUUUCACAUUCAUUCUCAAUCCCGGAGCUCCAGUUCCUAUUCCACACCGUUCUUCCAGACCUCUCAGGAAAACUGCUGGUGGAUGUGGGAUCUAGACUUGGAGCUGUGCUAUUUGGGGGCUACCUGUACAGUGCAUCAUCUCAGCUUGUGGGGGUUGAAAUAAGUUCAGAGUUUGUCAAGCUUCAAACAAUGGUUGUAGAGAAAUAUGGCUUCAGUGACAGAAUUCAGGUGAUUCAUGCAGAUAUCUGCUCUCAGGCUGCCUUAGUGCAAAAUACAGAUGUUCUGAUCAUGAACAACGUGUUUGAAUACUUCAUGGAACCAAGUGAUCAAAUGCAAGCUUGGCUAUUUAUUAGUCAACAUUUCAGAAAGAAAGGUGCACUGUUAGUAACUGUACCCAGCAUUCAAGAGACCCUUGCCUUUCUUCAGGAUGUUGUUUUCCUAGAAACAUUAGCGCUCAGCCAAUGGAUAGAAGAAGUACCACUUGAUCACAUGGUUUAUCUAAAAAAUGACACCGAUCCAGAUUCUCUAAAGCAAAUCCAUCUUUAUAGAGUACUUUGACCCUCAGAGAAGUCUCUUCUGAUACAGUGGAACCAAUGAAUACGAUUAGCCCUCAAUGAGGCCUUUAACAGGAUAAAUGAUGCAAAUAGAUUUGAUUAAACAUACAGCACCCUCUUUUGAUGAAUGUUCACUUGUCAUUUUUUUAAGUUGAGUUUGAUUGUAAACACAUGUAUACUUAAAAUUGUCUGUUUAUUUAACUGGCCAUACGUUUCAUUGAAUCACUCUGUGUCAUUUCAUGUUUGCAUUGCCGUAUUAAGCAGUCCUUAUUAAGAUAUAAUACAUAUGUUUUCAUGUAAGUGACCUCUUUGGUUUUGUAAUUUGUUCAAAUGCAUUUCUGUCUCCAACUCUUUCGGUUGAAACAGUAAGUAUGGGAGGGAUCAUUGCAUGUUUUUUUUCCUCUUUUACAGGCAGAGGUAGUCCACUGAAGACUAUUUAUUUCAUUUUGAUGUUAUUUUGUCUUGUGUUACAGCCAAACUCAGCCAAGUCACUGACUUAUGACUUUAGUUGAGAAGUGAAGUUUG
Messenger RNA from Carassius carassius (crucian carp), 1716 nucleotides. RefSeq lists its product as uncharacterized. The record is from RefSeq and is a predicted model, not a curated record. The transcript has 8 exons. NCBI's taxonomy places the organism in Eukaryota, Metazoa, Chordata, Actinopteri, Cypriniformes, Cyprinidae. Bases 275 to 1195 code for a protein of 306 amino acids. Gene Ontology annotation, molecular function: S-adenosylmethionine-dependent methyltransferase activity.